UUGCUUUUACAGAUCCAGACUAACACGGCUACCCCUCUGAUACAUUUCAUUGUAGAGAGUGCAAAUGUUUGCUGUUCAAAAGUGGCUGCUUCUGGGAUGAUGCAGGCUCCUCCUACCAAGGGCCUUACUUGGACAUCUUGUAAGGAACAGUCAGAGAGUAAAGAUCCUUAUCUCCUAUUCCUUCUUACCUCUUGGAGGCUCUUGCUCUUUGUUCUUUAGGAAGGGACCAAGGCAGUGAUGCACCUAAGUCUGAUAUCAUGUCUCUUCCUUUACAGGGGAAAAUGGCAGCCACUGGCCAGUCAUUAAUCCCAGCCCCGCUCACAGGGAUUCCCUUCCUAAAGGCCUCACAUUUUCAGAUAGGGUUUGACCAUAGACCACAGGGAAAUGUUGUUGAAUCUCCUUUCCGCACUGAUUUCCCUCCCUUAUGGGGCAGUUACAAACCAGACCCAAUUCUGCUUCCAAACUCCAAGGGGGUUUUGAAUCAGGAUAUGGAUAAAACCAGGGAAACCUGGUCAGAAACCCACCUGGCAUUUCCAGUGAGAUCCCUGGAACCAAAGCCCAAAAUCUGUCCACCAGAAUCUCACCUCCAAAUGCAUGCAGAUUCCCAGACCAAAAUUUUCACCUCAACUGCAAGGGAGAGCUACCCUUGGCCAGACGUGACGCUGCAGGGACCAGCCUCCACCAGAGCUUAUUACAAUAAGGAGGAAGAUCAUUUUCCUUGUGGAGACAAAGACAAACUAAAGCUCCUGCCUUCUGUCUAUCGUUUUUCAUACCCAGCGUAUGAGAUACUCGAGCCCAUUGCCAGAGCGCCGUCUGUACAUCUGGGAGGAAUUCCCUCAAUUAAAGGUGACAGAUGCUCCUACUAUGGCACUUCUUAUCAAGCACAGUUUGAGGGUGGCUGGAUCCCUCCUGUGACGUCCUGUGGAAAGAGCAAGUCUUCCAUUGUGUUUGGGGACCCCAGGAGCAGUGUCAGCACGAGCGAGGAGAAACAUGCCUACACUCUCCAGGACACAAGGAACGACAGAGUCUAUGAUAAAGAACAUGCUGUCUUCCAAAUACACAAGACGAACAUCAAGCCAGGGGAUGGUUGCACCAGAUUCUUUACUGUGGCACAGGAGUUGUUCCCUCGGCGGGAGCUAGCUCCUGUGAAAGUUACGUGUCUAAGCAAACAGACUUCAUCGAUCCCCAAAGGCGACGAAGACCUUGGGAGGAGUAGGGAGCUUGCAAGCACCACCACUAGCCGAUUCUUCCACACCCAGAUUGACCUGGGGGAACGUCCAUCUCAGCCAGACGUGCCACCGUGGAGACUACAAAGCAAAGUGUCCCUGGGUGACAAACAUUUAAACGCCUGUUUCUCCAGCACAACGCAGCACUCGGAUUAUCAGCCGCCACCCUAUAGCCAGAGGGAGGUGUCCAGCAGCAAGAGCCACCUCAAGAGCCACAUGCCCUUUAAUUAUCCCACAGGUGAAGGCGCUGUCACGACCACACAGGCUAUGCUGGUCCCGCACAGACAGUGGAUGGUCCGGCCCUCGGAGGAGUUGCUGCAGCAGGAGCAGGUGAUGGGAACCCACACAACUGAGAACAAACACUGGGAAAACAGCCCAAAGCUGCAGGGUGAUUCCCUUUGCCAGAAUCACAGGAAUCACUAGAGAGCCUGGGAUGGGCCCAUGUCUCCAAGCGCCUCUUCCCCAGGCUGUGAGCUGGCAGGGACAGAGGGAUGUGUCACCUCUCCGCUGAGUUUAGACAGAGAGAUCAAAGGCAGAAUGAGAGAUACCGUAAGCUCCAAGUGUGGUGUUGAGUCUCCCAUCAUGAGCACUGGCUGCAUUUCAGCACAAGGGCUUCACACAAGGUCGGUGAACACAAGUGCAGAGCGGAACCUGAGGCUGAGGAGGUGGCAGGGCAGGGCUGUUCUCUGGGCUGGGGGCAGUGUCUUUGCUACUGGGGUUGUAGCUCACUGUUUUUGCCUGGAUGCUGAGUUUGCACUAAACCUUCUCAGCAUGAAGAUUUUAAUGCGGAUGCGCUGCUGUACUCUAGGUCUCCUCCCUGGUGUGGAAGCAGAGUGAGGGGUCAGGUGCUGCCAUGCCUGGUCCCCGUCUCAUGCUCUUCCAUGGAUUUAUAAAAGCAACAUCACAGAGAAAACAGACUGCAGUUUACUAAACCAUUUUGACCUACUGCAACUCUCAUGUGGACAAGACCCCCCACAUUAAACAUCUUAAAGCUCUGGGAGAUUUUGAGGCUGCUCUGUUCCCAUCACCAGCUACAGACCCCUAGCAAAGCUCUGGUUUUAUGCCUGAAAAUGUGAAUUCCUUAGGAAUCCUGCAUCUCAUGGGACAGGACAGGGCUGGUGGUAUGAAACAGCCAGAACCUAGAUUUGUUAUGAAAAGCUAAGACCAGCUGUCCUGAGGAUUCACGGGGGCAGUGGGCUAUGUAGGAAUGUUCUCUAGGGAAAGUUAUCUGCUUACACAGAAGAAGAGAGAGCACCAAGUGCUGCUAUUUCCUGGUUCGUUAACUGGCAUCUCAUGUUAAAAAUGAGGGUAAUAUCCAGGCUGUCUGGAUUGUGUGAUCCCUGAGGUCAGCCAAAUCCCAAGCUGGUAUAAAUCAUUUACACCACCUGGGGAGUUGACCCACGUCCUUUACCUGGUUGUGAUGUAGCAUCCCCAUCUGUGCUGCUCUAGCAAUAAAUCCUCCUACCAAAUAAUCAUUAAUCCCCCCCCACACCUCUGAUCUGGCCCAGCUGGUCUGGAGGUUGAUGCAGGGCUUAUUGUGAGUGAGGGGCUGAGCUAACCCCCUGCUGCUGCUGGAGAGAUUUGCCAGCAUCCAGAAUAUGUCUCCACAGACCUGGGUGAGGCUGGCGUCUGCGGAAGCAGUGUCCGGCGGGUACACCUGACCGUGGCUGGUGGUGGUUGCUAACCCGCCAGGGUUUCUUACAUGCUGCUGUCUUUCCCAACUGGAUUUGCACCCAAUUUCAGACAGUGAAAUGACAGUUGGCUCUUGAGGGAAUGGAAUCUGCCUGGGAGCCUCCCCCUGAAGUUCUUCCUUGUUCUGCUCCCCAAGAGCGCACGCAGGAAUGGCCUGUGCUUGGUGGAGGAAAGGCUGGCCGCAAUCUUGAUUUGAUUCCAGUGGUGACGUUCAAUCUGCAAAAGGAAAACUUGUUGUGCAGCCAAUGCACCGGCCCCCUCCCCUAUGCUAGAGCAGUCGGCACGUAGCAGCUACACGUCAGCUGCUUCUGUUCUGCAGAGAUAAGCGGAGCUGCAUUAGGAUGAGUUUAGAUUAAAAAUAAGUAAUGUGCCCUGGGUGUUCCCUGGCUGGCUUUGCUCUGACGUGGCUGAAGUCAUGCAGAAACCCAGGCCAGGGCAUUCAGUGCUGGAAAGUGUUCAGAUACCACAGUGAUGGGCCCAUUUAAGAACCAGCCUAGACUAGAGGGGCUUCUGAAAAGAUCUUCCGGCAAACUGCCUCUUCCCUCAUUCAGCAGGGUUACUAGAUACAGCUGGUGGUAGCUGGAGGGGCUCAGCACUAUGUUCUGCCUCCCAGACAAGAACCCAUUUAUACACAUCCUUGGGCUGGGCCUGGAUUCUGCUAUAAUUGUGCAUAGCCUGGUUCCUGUGAACAACACACAACAGCAACACUAGGACAGCGGCCUGCUCCCUGGGGGGGCAGGGAGGGCUCUAGGCCGGGGGUGGGCAAAC
Gopherus evgoodei (Goodes thornscrub tortoise) is the source of this 3686-nucleotide messenger RNA. RefSeq names its product testis expressed 45 (gene SAXO5). The transcript has 8 exons. Bases 258 to 1649 code for a protein of 463 amino acids. The record is from RefSeq and is a predicted model, not a curated record. Lineage: Eukaryota; Metazoa; Chordata; Testudines; Testudinidae.